GCCACACAGAGAAUCAUCGCUUCGCCACCAAGAGUACUACUCUGUUCCUGAAGAUUGCCCUUUCGAAGAGCCCGUCCUCGAACCGAACUCUGAACUCAUUUUCUAUUUUUCAGUAGAAACUCUUAUACAUGGAUUUAGGCACUGCAAGGCAUUGCCUGGACAAACACGUGACAUGGUUCUUAAGAAAUCCGAGAACAUCAGGUGGGGAAAAUAUUCACAAACUUCCAUAUAAUGUAGCUGGUUGGAAUUUGAGAAUGGGCUACCAAAGGUUGACUCACUCACAUCAAUCUUCUACUGGAAAGCAUCCUAUGGCCCAUAUGUCCUGGAGAAGAUAUUCAAUGUCUGUUAGUUUGGAGGAGUCUUCAUCGCUAAAGUCAGAAGAUUAUUCUAGUAGUGAUGAUGCAAUUGAAAUGCCAGAGGAAGUUCUUGCUCAACCACUAGGAAGUGACGAGCUGAAGUCACUGUUGGCUGAUUCUGAAAGAGAAAGGCUCAUUAAAAAAUUAAGUGAAGCAAAUCAACAAAAUCGCUUUCUCAAACGACAGUUGUACAUAAAGGAGGACGCGUUGGUAAGUUUCAAAAGUGAACUUGCUGUCAUGGAACUUGAAAUUCAGGGUUUGGUCACACUUGCAGAAGAAAUAGCUAAAUCUUCCAUUCCAGCAGGUUCAAGAAAGAUUAAUGGGAGAUACAUUCAAUCUCACCUUCUUUCCCGUAUAGAAGCUGUACGUGAAAAGCUGAAGGAACAGAUAAAGGAUGUGGAUGGUGCGCAAUCCAAGGAGGUUUCCUUAUUCUGGUGUGGCAUGGCUGAGAGUGUGCAAGUAAUGGGAACCUUCGACGGAUGGAGUCAAGGAGAGCACUUAUCACCAGAAUACACUGGUUCUUUCACCAAUUUCUCAGCAACGUUGAUGCUAAGACCUGGAAGGUACGAAAUCAAGUUCUUGGUGGAUGGAGAGUGGCACCUAUCCCCAGAAUAUCCUACCGUUGGUGAGGGACUAAUGAAAAAUAACUUAUUAAUUGUGGAAUAAUUGCAGGUCUGCUGUUCUGGUCAAUAUUGCUAAAUACAGAGAGUGACUUGACUGACCUCUUUUCUAGUUUGAGCCUUUUUUACUCUGUUUAUAUAAAAAAAAUCUAGUAGUACACAAGCAUAAUAGAAUCUGCAAAAAUGCGAAUGUUGAAAAAAAGAAGCUCUUGCAUGAGAGAGAGAGAGAGAGAGGUGAUUUGGAAGAGCAGAAGCAAUUGACUCCAAUAGGUGGCUUGAGAACAUGCCACCUAAAUGUUUUAAAAUUCUCAUCUCACUUCUCAAACCUACCUAAUUAACUUCAUUUGCCGUUUGGAGGCAAACUUCUAGCGAUCGUGAUGUAAGACUGUAAGUUAGACUGUAAGUUGAUGGUUUUUCUAUUAUGUAUAGAUGCCCUCUUAUUUGUAUGCA
Messenger RNA from Juglans regia (Persian walnut), 1426 nucleotides. RefSeq names its product protein PTST, chloroplastic. Lineage: Eukaryota; Viridiplantae; Streptophyta; Magnoliopsida; Fagales; Juglandaceae. The coding region runs from base 129 to 1022 and encodes 297 amino acids. The record is from RefSeq and is a predicted model, not a curated record. The transcript is spliced from 9 exons.